AAGAGUCCAAAGAAAAGAGUGUUAUAUGAAUAGUAGUCAAAGCCUAGAACAGCAAAUAGCAUGGUUAAAAAUUUACAUUUUAUGUUAGUUCCAAUACUAUGGGCAUUUGUGCCCAUAACAAAAAUCAAUGCUGAAUAUGAGGUGUCUAAAUAUUGUCAACUAGUACCAGUGGGCACUAAAUUGCCUAGUUUGGAAUCAUGUCAAACUUUCUAUACUUGUCUGGGACAAAAACAAGUAGCGGAAUCUAAAUGUGCCGGUGACGAUGUAUUUGAUAAAGAUUUGCAAAUGUGUGUGCCUAGAACUAAUAACAAUUGCCAUGUUAACAUAGAAAAUCCUUGUGAAAAUCAAGAUGACACAUGGGUAGGCGAUACUAAAGAUUGUAGCCUUUGGCAUUAUUGUUCAAGUGGUAAGCUAAUAGGCAGCGGUUCUUGCGCAUUAGGACAAUAUUUUGAUGACACUAUUAAAUCGUGUGUCAAUGGCAAAUGUCCCUAUAAUAUGGAAACCUCUGGAGAGAUUAACGAUUUAUGUCAAAUUAUGCAAAAGGAUCAAUUCUUUGGUGAUUUUCAAGACUGUGCUGUUUGGCAUAGAUGUAAUGGCUCAGGCAUGAAUAAAGGCAAAUGUGAACAUGGAUUGCUUUACGACACCCAAAAGCGUAUGUGUCUUAAGGACAGUGAUCAACUAUGUGAACAUAACGGAGGUAAACUUCCCCUUGUAACACAGGGUCUAGAAGGUAAAAAUUGUAUAGAGAAUAAAGCAAAAAUUGCUGACGUAAGAGUAUGCUCCAUGUACUAUGAGUGCCAAGAAACUAAAUGGAAAAUGUUUACUUGCUCCACUAAUCAAUAUUUCGAUAUUAAAUCUGAGAAGUGUGAAGAUCGCCAAAUUGCUAAACCUGCAAAAGGUUGUAAUCGUUGUCAAUUUACAAAAACUACUUGGGUUAAUGAAGUCGACGCCCAUUGCAGAGCAUAUAAUAUAUGUAAAGAUGGCCAGACAAUAGCUAGUGGUUGGUGUCAAGAAUAUAGUUACUUCAAUGAAGAGUUGCAAUACUGUUUAAUUGAUGACAUGUAUUUCGACAAAUAUCGUGAAAAUAAUGGAGCCUGCAAUAACACUACCUGCAGCAGUGUACAAUGUAAGAUUGUGGAGUGUUUAGCUGAUGCUAAUAAAUCGUUAUACGAAUGUCAACUUCAAGUUUAUGUGAAUGAAAGAAAUUUAUCACCAAAUAUAUGUCGAGCUGCGCUUUGUAGAGAUUCCGAAUCAUAUCCUGAGUGUAAGAAUAAUCUUGUUUGUGAUGCAUAGUUGGUUCUAAUUAUCCAGAAUGUUAUUAAAAAAGAAUUUCGUAAAUUUCAGUAAAAA
Molecule: messenger RNA, 1350 nt
Organism: Lucilia sericata (common green bottle fly)
Lineage: Eukaryota; Metazoa; Arthropoda; Insecta; Diptera; Calliphoridae
Product: peritrophin-48-like
Exons: 3
Coding region: 61-1293 (410 amino acids)
Cellular component (GO): extracellular region
Molecular function (GO): chitin binding
Source: RefSeq, a predicted model, not a curated record